AUAAAACCGAACCCUGACGUUGUAGCCUGCUACAGUAUGUCUACCAUACCUACACAUGUACCUUACCCCACCACAUGGUUGGUGCUGGAACCUAGCGGCAAGGGAAGUUUGCCUCAUCAGACUUGGUCAAGUGUUGAAAUCCGAUAGGGGGGAGCAGUAUGGCCAGCCGAUGCGCUAUAAGGCUCAAAAUAACCACCUCAAAUUUAUGCUGUGGGGUUACUGUCUCCAAAAACCAGGCGACCUGAAUGAAACCGCGUCAAUAAGGACACUUCUCUGAGGCUUCUCUGGACCAAUAAAGUGGCAUGGCUGGCCUGUCGUUCUGUGGCAACAAUGUGACCAAGAAUGCCUACAGUGUGGAUACGGGGAUGUUGAACAAUGGCUGCUUCGUGGACGCCCUCAACCUGGUCCCUCACGUCUUCCUGCUCUUCAUCACCUUCCCUAUCCUCUUCAUUGGCUGGGGCAGUCAGAGCUCUAAGGUUCAGAUCCACCAUAACACCUGGCUCCACUUCCCUGGACACAACCUGCGCUGGAUCCUCACAUUCACUCUGCUGUUUGUCCACGUCUGUGAGAUCGCUGAGGGAAUCGUCUCCAACAAACAGAUGGACACCAAUCACCUCCACCUCUUUAUGCCAGCGUUUAUGGGUUUCAUAGCAGCCACUACAUCUGUGGUGUACUACCACAACAUAGAAACCUCCAACUUCCCCAAACUACUGCUGGCUCUGUUUAUCUACUGGGUUCUGGCGUUCAUCACCAAGUCCAUCAAGCUGUGGAAGUUUGCAGAGUACGGCGUUGGAGUGCUGCACCUGAGGUUCUGUAUCACAGCCCUGCUGGUCGUUCUGUACGGACUCCUCAUGGCUGUAGAGAUCAACGUCAUCAGGGUCAGGAGGUACGUGUUCUUCGCCAACCCCCAGAAGGUAAAGCCUCCAGAGGACCUUCAGGACCUGGGAGUGAGGUUCCUCCAGCCCUUCGUCAACCUUCUCUCCAAGGCCACAUACUGGUGGAUGAACCCCCUGAUUAUAGGAGCCCAUAAAAGACCCAUUGAGCUGAAGAAGAUUGGCAAACUCCCCAUCGCCAUGAGAGCCCUCACCAACUACCUGAAGCUCAAAGACGCCUACGAGGAUCAGAGGCAGAAUGCCGAGGACCCAGAGAAGGCUCCAUCCAUCUGGCGUUCUAUGUACCGGGCGUUUGGAAGACCCAUCCUCCUCAGCAGUACCUUCCGUUACCUGGCGGAUCUGCUGGGCUUCGCCGGGCCGCUCUGCAUCUAUGGCAUCGUCGAACAUCUCAACAAAAAGCCCGUCAAGGAAGGGAGUGUG
Molecule: messenger RNA, 1313 nt
Organism: Oncorhynchus gorbuscha (pink salmon)
Lineage: Eukaryota; Metazoa; Chordata; Actinopteri; Salmoniformes; Salmonidae
Product: ATP-binding cassette sub-family C member 9-like
Exons: 8
Biological process (GO): potassium ion transport
Cellular component (GO): membrane
Molecular function (GO): sulfonylurea receptor activity; ATP binding
Source: RefSeq, a predicted model, not a curated record